This is a messenger RNA of Laetiporus sulphureus 93-53, 590 nucleotides long. RefSeq lists its product as uncharacterized. The coding region runs from base 87 to 428 and encodes 113 amino acids. The transcript is spliced from 2 exons. The record is from RefSeq and is a predicted model, not a curated record. Lineage: Eukaryota; Fungi; Basidiomycota; Agaricomycetes; Polyporales; Laetiporaceae.
AAUUGAGCCAUCCUGCACCUCUAUCAUGAUCUCGUUUUCCUACAAACACGUUCCACCCUGCGCGUCACUGCCACAGUGCCUCUUCUAUGCAGCGCAAUCUCGCUCGCAUCUCAUCUGCCUCGGCAGCUACCCCGAAAGCCAAAUCCAUCACUGAGACUGCGCUGCGGGUCACCACCGCGCAUUCGUCAUGCGAUUCCGAACUACAGAGCGUAGUCGUUACGUGCGCAGCAGCAGCAGCGCUUUCGGCCUCUAUAUUACCGAUCUGCGCGCUCACCAUCACAGAGGAUGAGAGUGUAUGCUCCCGUACGCAGUUGCGCAAGCCUGUAUGUGCGGUCAGAUCGUCGCGUCAGCUGGAUAUAUCCAGGAACGCUCUGACAACGUCGGUGAAGAUCUCAUGUGAGAUGAGAUGCGGAAUGCGGGUGAUUUAACAUUAGAUCAUGAUGGAAUAUGGGCUUAUAGACAGGCCCACUAUUCCUCACUUCACAAUUCACAGUCCGAUCCUUCUACUCAGACAUGUCUACUGCAGCAUCUGAAGCAAUCGCUCUACUGGAAGAAAGUUUUCCGAUAAACUAUACCAUUAUAGCCGGUGC